GUUUUGCGCGGGGAGCUUGUGCGGCCACAUUGUGGCGGUUGUGGCCUUGUGGGGGUAACAAACAGGGGCUACCUUGCGUGUGCAGCCUGAUUUUCGCGCCCGUCGGGUAUGCUGCACUAUGCAGGCAAAACUAAAUCGGCAGUCUACGAGUUUGUUACGAUUGCUUGCCGAUUUUAAAUUGGAUCAAAGAUGGCUGAAAUAUUUUGGCCAGGGAGUGUUCUUUAUUAUUGUUCGUGCAAACUCGCUUCGCCUUUCACGAGCUUGUACUUUUGUCGUUACUGUAUCGAGAUACGAUGCCAGUUAUGUGUUUACACCGAGACUGAUUCAUAUUUCUGUCCAAAUUGUUUGGAAAAUAUGCCAUCAGCUGAAGCAAAACUGAAGAAAAAUAGAUGUGCAAAUUGUUUUGAAUGUCCCUCAUGUGGUAAUGCUCUGUCUACUCGUGCAACGGCCAUUGCAAUGCCCUCAGACAAUCCUGAGGAGAAAGCAACUGCAAAGAAAGUAUUUUACCUGGCAUGUGGCUUCUGUCGAUGGUCAACUCGUGAUGUUGCUAUCCCAGACAGGAAUAAUGCAAGCAGUGGAUGGCAGGAGCCAGACAAUCCAGUGUCAAAAAGAGUGAACAGCCUGGUGGAUUUUUAUAAAAAACUGGCAACAAAGGAACAGCAGGAUCGUGAAAAAUUGAAAUUGAAGAAAAAAAGUUAUAUUCACAUCACAUCAUCUUCAAGUUUUGCAGCAAAGACUGGUAACCUGGGGCUUUUAAAGAAAAGAAGUAGUUUAUCUUUGAUGAGAAGUCUCUCCCUAAACAGAGGGAACGGUGGUAUAGAACAAGAGAUUGUGUUUUCCGAGCCUGCCAAAGCAACGGAACAGCCAGCUCGUCAGGACUUGUACACGGAAGUUGUCAAGCUAGAGAAAUCAUCUUCAAUAUCUCAAAUGGUGGCUCAACCUGACUUCCAAAACGCACAAACCUGUGAUUUUUUCCCAAGGCAUAAGCACUUAAUUGCAAAACGCUCACAAAGAUGUAGGCAAUGUGAACACAAUGUUGUGAAGCCAGAGUUUAAUCCUAGCUCUACAAAGUAUAAGAUCCAAUUUUUUGCUGGAAAUUACAUCCCGCAGAUGCAAAUUUCAAAAGCUCCGCCGUUUUCUCAUCAGAAGAAAUCUCGAGUGAUCCUCUCGCUAAAGAACCCGUUGGACUAUCCAGUCAGUGUAAUCCUUAAAUUAGCCCGGGAGGCUGACUUGGAACAAGAGGAGGUCACGAAGGGGGAUUUGAGGGAUAACCAGGAGAAAGGUGAACUGGAUGAACAGGGAAAAGAAGAGAUGAAAAGGGGUAGAAGAGGAUCUGAUAGUCUAUCUGAAAAAGGAUUAGCUAAAGUGCCGAAGAUUCCUGUGGAUAAUAGUGGUGAUAACGGGAUCCUGGAGGAUACGGUUGAGGUCGUCUUGCCAUCAGCUCCACUACUUAUAGCCGCCAAAGAUGACGCAGCGGAAUUCGAUGAAAGCGAAGUAACGACGACAAAAUACGAAGACGAUCCGAAUAUUAUCGCGUCACGUAAAGCCAAUAAAAUCUGGUUCUAUGUUGAUGUUACCCCGCUUAAGACUACCGGAGAUGCACAAUUCUCCCUUCUGCUAAACUAUGAUUAUAAAACAAUCCCGUCUUCAGCGUCGAAAGUCGGAGCAAAGGAAGGACAAGAGGGGCCGAAGAUUGAAACGAUCCAUCUUGCACAUCGAGUGCAUUUGACUCUCGGAAAAAUAUCUGAAAGUGAACAAUAAAUAGUAGAUAUUUAGAACUGACAAUUUUGAAAUAUAAUUUGUUAAUGAUAUAUAUAUAUUUAGCGGCAAGAGGAUCAAUUGUU
Molecule: messenger RNA, 1844 nt
Organism: Dendronephthya gigantea
Lineage: Eukaryota; Metazoa; Cnidaria; Anthozoa; Malacalcyonacea; Nephtheidae
Product: dynactin subunit 4-like
Exons: 15
Coding region: 190-1761 (523 amino acids)
Cellular component (GO): dynactin complex
Source: RefSeq, a predicted model, not a curated record